This is a messenger RNA of Aplysia californica (California sea hare), 2078 nucleotides long. Its product is annotated as pre-mRNA-splicing factor SPF27. The coding region runs from base 58 to 723 and encodes 221 amino acids. The transcript has 3 exons. Gene Ontology annotation, biological process: mRNA processing. Gene Ontology annotation, cellular component: catalytic step 2 spliceosome; Prp19 complex; precatalytic spliceosome. The record is from RefSeq and is a predicted model, not a curated record. NCBI's taxonomy places the organism in Eukaryota, Metazoa, Mollusca, Gastropoda, Aplysiida, Aplysiidae.
AAAAGAAGAACAUUCUUACUUCAUACACUAGAAUAAUCUGGUACUCGAAACGCAAACAUGGCAGGCGAGGUUGUUGUUGAUGCGUUGCCUUACUUCGAUCAGGGAUAUGACGACCCUGGAGUUAAAGAAGCUGCCAUUGCCCUCGUUGAGGAAGAAACCAGAAGAUACCGCCCUACUAAAAAUUAUCUUGAUUAUCUGCCCAACGCCAGUUACCAUACUUUUGAAACAGAAAUAAUGAAAGGCGAAAUGGAGAGGGUUCAGGCUCGCCUCCCCAUGGACAUGAUGAGCAUGAAGCGGUACGAGUUACCAACACCACCUGCAGGAAAGAUGACAGAUGUCGCAGCGUGGCAGGAAUGUGUGGACAACUCACAGGCUCAGCUAGAGCACCAGUCUCUGCGUAUCCUCAACCUGGAACUCAUGUCAGAGUAUGGGGCAGCGUCGUGGAGGUCGUACAACUCAGUCCUCACUAACAUGAUUGACCAGGCACAGAAGCACUUGCAGGAUUUGCGUAAAAAGAUUCAAGAGAUCAACUGGCAGCGAAAGACAGAGCAAACACAAGCUGGUGAGAAGCUGAGAGACUUGGAGACCAGCUGGGUUGGAUUGGUCAGUAAAAACUAUGAAAUUGAAAGAGCCUGUGCCGAAAUUGAGAAAGAAAUUUCUGAGGAAGAACAGAAACAAGCUAGGAGGGGUAGAAAAAGGCAACACGAGAGUGAAGAGUCUUGAUUGUUACUGUUUUAAUGUGAAAAUGGAUCAGCAUGUCAGAAAUAUGCAGCAGGUAGGCAGGGAAAGCCACCAGAGAAGCAGAGCGAUAUUUUUUACUUAGCACUUUUGAAAAUGUAUCAAGUGAAUGUGAGACUGAGACUGCAUGAAAGAACAAGUGAAAAGUUUUGUUUUGAAUGUGUGAAAGAAUAUGACAUGUUUUAUGAAACAUUUAGGGUAUGUAAAAUAGUUUUAUUUGGGUGCAUUUGUAGCGUUUUUGUCAAAAUACUGUAUUGAAAAGCAAAACUGAUAUUGAAAACUUUUAAUUCUCUAAGAGCAGUAAAAGAGCAAAGUGGUUGCCAAUCAUUAUCAGCAUUCUUUUAUAAAUUAAAUAUAUUGGCCAUAUGGCUUCUCCCUUUGUUGUAGACAGAAAGCUUUUCAAUCUUUCUGAUGGACAGUUUUUAUGUGAGAUGAUGGAUUGUAUGGAUGUUGGAUUAAGUAUUGAUGGAGAGGAAGGAUCGCAAGAUGAAUAUCAGGUCCAUGCUAGAAAAAAAGUGUCAUGCCGAUUGUUCUGAAUUGUCUGAGCGUAUUUGCCCUUAUGUUGUGUAUUGUGAAUGAUAAAAACAGCAUGAAUGUUUGUUGUGUAAGACUGGUUAUGUACUUUUUUUUUUAGAAAGCUAUGAGUGAAUGAGGUUUUGACUGGACCGUGAAACAAAUGAAGGAAGUGCUCAGGAAGAAGAGAGUUUCGUAAGUCAUCAUGGUAAAACCAAUUAAGAGUCAAAGAUGCAAUUCUUAACAACAUUAUCAUCUGUCCAGCCACAGACUUAUUUUGUUCCUUAGAGUCUUAAGUUAGAAAUGUUCAUUGGGUUGCCAAGAAUCUCAAGUGUGGUGAGAAAUUCAAGAAGGUAUUAAGAUCAGCCCUCCUUAGCGUGCACAUUUUUCAUCAACAAAUCAUAUAAUAGUCAUGGAUGGAUAGGGAUAUAUCUAUCUGUUGUGACAAAGGGAGUGUUUGCAGUUUUUUUCAACUUUAGAGGACUUAACAGCAGUCCUAUUUGACCUGUAGAGCGUUUCCUUGUCAUAUUUUAUUCAUCUGUGGGUUGUUUUUUUCAUUUAGUUGAGAAUUUUGUAUGUUUCAUUUUCAUGAAUUCAUGUCUCAUUGUUGUACAGUGCAGCCUCUCUAUAAUGACAUUAUGGGGAACAGAAAAAAAUGUUGUUGUAGAGAGUUGUUGUCAUAGUGAGGCAACCAAAAAUUACUAAUGAUAUACAUGUAUAAAGGAAAAAAAUCGGUACCUCUUUAUAGUAUAGAUAGGCUGCACUGUAUUUGAAGUGUUUUUCAUGUUUACUUCAAGUUUCGUUAUCAAUUAAAUGUUUUAAAAUAU